Messenger RNA from Balaenoptera musculus (blue whale), 2864 nucleotides. RefSeq names its product cyclin dependent kinase 14 (gene CDK14). Gene Ontology annotation, molecular function: cyclin-dependent protein serine/threonine kinase activity; ATP binding; cyclin binding. The coding region runs from base 297 to 1706 and encodes 469 amino acids. Gene Ontology annotation, cellular component: cytosol; cytoplasm; nucleus. Gene Ontology annotation, biological process: protein phosphorylation. The transcript is spliced from 15 exons. The record is from RefSeq and is a predicted model, not a curated record. Lineage: Eukaryota; Metazoa; Chordata; Mammalia; Artiodactyla; Balaenopteridae.
CGCGGCGCAAGGCCACCACAGCGGCGGCGAUCCCGGGCGCCCCCGGCACCACGUAGAACGCCCCCGCUCGUCCAGCCGCGGCCCAGGCCGGAGUGCAGCCUGCCUCUCACCGCUCGCCUCCCCAGCCCUGCGCGUCGCCUCGCGGCCGGAGGAGGAGGAGGAGGUGGAGGAGGAGGUUGAGGAGGAGGAGGAGGAGGAGGAGGCGGCGCCGCCUUCGCCGCGCCGCGCGUCCUCGCCGUUGUCUGCGCUCGCUGUGGACCAGUUUGGGGAAGUUGGUCGAGCCCCGUGUCGCCCAGAUGUGCGACCUCAUUGAGCCGCAGCCGCCCGAGAAGAUUGGCAAGAUGAAGAAGUUGCGGAGAACUUUGUCGGAUAGUUUCAGCCGCAUUGCUUUGAAGAAAGAGGACACCACCUUUGAUGAGAUAUGUGUCACAAAGAUGUCUACACGGAACUGCCCGGGAAUGGACUCAGUGAUCAAACCCCUGGACACAAUUCCUGAGGAUAAAAAAGUCAGGGUUCAGAGGACACAGAGCACUUUUGACCCAUUUGAGAAACCAGCUAAUCAAGUUAAGAGGGUGCAUUCUGAGAACAAUGCUUGCAUUAACUUUAAGGCCUCCUCCACUGGCAAAGAGUCUCCUAAAGUUCGGCGGCACUCCAGCCCCAGCUCGCCAACAAGUCCCAAAUUUGGAAAAGCUGACUCAUAUGAAAAACUGGAAAAACUAGGAGAAGGAUCUUAUGCUACAGUAUACAAAGGGAAAAGCAAGGUAAAUGGGAAGUUGGUAGCCCUGAAGGUGAUCAGGCUGCAAGAAGAAGAAGGUACACCUUUCACAGCUAUCAGGGAAGCUUCUCUGUUAAAAGGACUGAAACAUGCUAACAUAGUGCUGCUUCAUGACAUUAUCCACACCAAGGAGACGCUGACACUUGUGUUUGAAUAUGUGCAUACUGAUUUAUGUCAGUACAUGGACAAGCACCCUGGGGGGCUGCAUCCAGAUAAUGUGAAGUUGUUUUUAUUUCAGUUGCUGCGAGGGCUGUCUUACAUCCACCAGCGUUAUAUUUUGCACAGAGACCUGAAACCACAGAACCUUCUGAUCAGUGACACGGGGGAGUUAAAGCUGGCAGAUUUCGGUCUUGCAAGAGCAAAAUCUGUCCCUAGCCACACAUACUCCAAUGAAGUGGUUACCUUGUGGUACAGACCUCCAGAUGUCCUCCUGGGCUCGACAGAAUAUUCCACCUGCCUUGACAUGUGGGGAGUCGGCUGCAUCUUUGUUGAAAUGAUCCAAGGAGUUGCUGCUUUUCCAGGAAUGAAAGACAUUCAGGAUCAACUUGAACGAAUAUUUCUGGUUCUUGGAACGCCAAAUGAGGACACGUGGCCUGGAGUUCAUUCUUUACCACAUUUUAAGCCAGAACGCUUUACCCUGUACAGCUCUAAAAACCUUAGACAAGCAUGGAAUAAGCUCAGCUAUGUGAAUCAUGCAGAGGAUCUGGCCUCCAAACUCCUACAGUGUUCCCCAAAGAACAGACUAUCAGCACAGGCCGCCUUGAGCCACGAGUAUUUUAGUGACCUGCCCCCACGGCUAUGGGAACUGACUGAUAUGUCUUCUAUUUUUACCGUCCCAAAUGUAAGAUUGCAACCAGAAGCUGGAGAAAGUAUGCGGGCCUUUGGGAAAAACAAUAGUUAUGGCAAAAGUCUAUCAAAUAGCAAGCACUGAGGCGCACAGCAUUCUCGAGAGAGCACAGGAUUAAGUUGUCAUCAUUCUGGGAAGGAAAAAAAAACAUUAAUGAAGUGGCCAAUAAUACGAAGGGAAUCAUGGAUCAGUUUCCUUUCACUCCCUGUGGUGGAUUUCACUUACAAGAAAAUUGAAGCUGGCAAGACCUGUUUUCUCUGCAAUUUAUUUAAAACCUUGCACGCAUUUGGAUACCUUGUGAGUUCCAAGAACUAUGUGAAGAUUAAGUUUUGCUUACUGAUACAUGGCAUGUAUUCUUUUCAGUCUUUUGUGUUUGAUUUUUUUUGAUUUCCCUCUGCACCGCGGCGUCUCUGUAAAGGUUUUUAUGCUUUCACCAGCCAUGUCUUAAAUACAUUAAGACAACACACUCGGUGUUCACACUUCUUCAGUAAUGUCUGUACUUGAAAGCCACAUAGUGGCAUAAAACAAUGUGUGUUUUCUUUGAGAGCAGUGCACAUUUUGCAACCACCAGGAAGGAAAACUAUAGCUAAAAAAACCCCCAUGUUCUCUGACUGACUUGACACCUUGGUCCCUGGCCAUGGGACCCCACUUGUCUCUUACCUUUUGAGGACAUAGGCAAAUGUGUUUGUGUUUUUUUUUUUUUCUUGGAAAUAACUGCACACUUAUAUAGGAUAUCGGAAUCUGCUUAGCAUUUUCAAGCCACAUAGCAUGACUGUUCUCCGAGCAGGUUGGAAGUGAAGAAACAAAUAUGAAGCAUUAAGAACAAAGACAGGGAUAAAUCGCUUCCUUUUGAACCUCUAGAAAUUGAGGUAGCUUUUUACAUGCUUUCUGGGUCUUGUCAACAUCUUAUUUUUUCCAUCCACUUUGUUACGCUUUGUGAGUAUUUUCUAAAUGGUGAAAAGAGUGAGGAACAGAAUGUUUAAAGCACGGGUGCAAAAGAAUUCUAUCUGCUAGAUGAGCCCUGAAUGCUGUCUUUACUAGUCAACAUUUAAAAAGCAAAUUACAAAGCUAUCCAGAGUUUGAAAUUUGCUCAUUUACACCAAAACACCUUUGAACUACAUUUUUCUAAACAUUCCAGGCUAAUUGGAAGGCAUCAUUGGGUACCCUAACUUUAAGCAGUCUCCAGGAAUAACUGUUCGGAUGCAGGUUUUAGAAACAAGGCAGGAGUCUUGCUUUAAAGAU